This is a messenger RNA of Peromyscus maniculatus bairdii (prairie deer mouse), 1429 nucleotides long. It is a transcript of the gene Ccsap, whose product is annotated as centriole, cilia and spindle associated protein. Gene Ontology annotation, molecular function: microtubule binding. Gene Ontology annotation, biological process: regulation of mitotic spindle assembly. The record is from RefSeq and is a predicted model, not a curated record. Gene Ontology annotation, cellular component: spindle; ciliary basal body; axoneme. NCBI's taxonomy places the organism in Eukaryota, Metazoa, Chordata, Mammalia, Rodentia, Cricetidae.
CUGCUCCCGGAGUCCCCACUCCCCGCCCGGGAGGGUGCCUGGGGACCCAGAUACCCGGCCUUGCCACCCUGAGUCCGGUAGUCUCCACCUCUUGCCGGUGGAGCGGACCCCAGCCCUACCACCUAAGAGUACCACUCAUCGUAGCUAGAUCGAGUCUCCUGGAAGCCCUCCUGGAACCCCGCCCCCGCUGCUACCUGAACCACAGGGCCCUCCUGGCCCGAGACUCCGCCCCCCAAGGACUCCGCCCCUCUCCCGGAAUCACUCCGUCACAGACCCGCCUCCUCCCCGCCCCUCUUGGCCCCAGCCUCCGCCCUCCGGUCCGGGCGGGGCUCCGAGUUUGAACCGCGCGGCGGGCCGGGCUUCUGAGCCGGGUCGGGCCCAUAGGCGGCGGCGCCGAGCAGGCAGUCUGCGGCGCGCGGCACCAUGUCCCCGGGCAGUGGGGUGAAGAGCGAGUACAUGAAGCGCUACCGGGAGCCGCGCUGGGACGAGUAUGCGCCAUGCUACCGCGAGCUGCUGCGUUACCGCCUGGGCCGCCGGCUGCUGGAGCAGGCCCACGCGCCCUGGCUCUGGGACGCUUGGGGCCCGGACAGCCCCUCAGACAGCUCGGCUUCCCCCAGUCCGGCGCCCAGGGGCGCGUUAGGGGAGCCCUCGGCACCUUCCGCGCGGGAGGAGGAGCAGACGGUGGGGGAGCGCGGAUCGGAGCUGCGGGGCGCGGAGGUUGGGGACGCGGAGGAGCACGACACAGUGCUACCAGCACCACCGAAAGAAGACACAGAAGAAAAACCUGAGCAACAGACCAGGACAAAAGAGACUCACAGGUCGCCCGUUGGUCCCGAACCUCGACAACAGCCUAGUGCCUUAUUUGCCAGAGCAAGUAAGAAAGCAACCAGGAGCCCCCAAAGAUCAACGAGCAAAAUAAAAGAGAACAAGCACCCAUUCGCUCUUUACGGCUGGGGAGAGAAACAGAUGGACACAGGGAGCCAGAAGACGCACAAUGUCUGUGCAUCGGCCUCUGUGCAUGAGAUCCAUGAAUCAGCACUUCGUGCCAAGAACAGAAGACAGGUGGAGAAAAGGAAACAGGCUGCCCAGAGGCAGCGGGCUCACUCCGUGGAUGUGGAAAAGGACCGGAGGGUAAAGCCAACUUCCGCAGAGAACCCGUGGCUGACAGAGUACAUGCGAUGCUACUCGGCAAGGGCGUAGAUGUUGGGACAUCCUCUUUCAAGUGUUUGUGAAAGACAAAGAAAACAAAAACUAUCAGAUGGGACCACGCACAGGUGGAAGAAACGGACUGGUCCUGCAAGGCUCCUCUUAGGAAUUUUCAAGAGAUGUUUUGCUUUCAUGAUGGUUGGUCACCUGCCUGAGUAGUUAGGGCAGACCAUUGAAGCCAUAGCUGUUGGCUUGUUUAUGAAGACAAGUCCCCAAGUCUUGA